Molecule: messenger RNA, 2540 nt
Organism: Cucurbita moschata (crookneck pumpkin)
Lineage: Eukaryota; Viridiplantae; Streptophyta; Magnoliopsida; Cucurbitales; Cucurbitaceae
Exons: 2
Coding region: 1-2475 (824 amino acids)
Source: RefSeq, a predicted model, not a curated record
AUGGAUGGUGGGAAAUCUCCCGCAGGUGAUCGGAACGACGUUCGUUUGCAGAUAUCAGAAACUGGCAGUGGGAAUACAAUGUUUGAGCCGAGGGCCAAUAUCACGAUGAGAGAAAGUAGUAAUGUGGACUUUGCAUCACCAAUGAAACCUGCAGUCCGUGCACCGGAGAAGAAGCUGACGCUUUUUGCUCUCCGGUUGGCGGUACUUGAGAAAGCGGCGACAGGGCUGGGAACUCUUGGGUUCAUCUGGGCAACUGUGGUUCUUCUUGGUGGUUUUGCUAUAACAUUAGAUAAAACUGAUUUUUGGUUCAUCACUAUUAUUCUGUUGAUUGAAGGAACUCGAAUAUUCAGCCGGAGUCACGAGCUAGAAUGGCAGCACCAAGCAACAUGGUCGAUUGCUGAUGCUGGUUUAAACAGCUUUCGGGCACUGAGGGCCAGCUCCCACUUCCUGGUUGAAAAGAUCAAAGCAACUUUCAAGUCAGUUAUUGCAUUAGGAAAGCAAAGUCGAGGUCGAGAUAUAAGAGGAAUUUCAAAUGCUAGCAACCGAGGAAUGUCGGAGCAGUCGAAGAUACCUACUCGGCAAUGGAGCACAUCAGAUGUUCCUCUUUUGCCAUAUGCUCAAUGGGUUUUCCUGUCAAAAAACAUCAGCAAACUUCUCUAUUGGCUUCAGCUUAUAUCUGCAACAGCUUGUGUGGUGCUCUCGCUAAUGAAAUUGAUCAAGCACAACUAUGGCAAUAUAGCAAAGGGAGACACGGACAAGAGGAAUAGGCGCGCUGCUCUCAGCAUCUUCUAUGGCUUGGCAUUGGCAGAAGCUUUGUUGUUUUUAAUAGAAAAGGCUUACUGGGAAUGGAAGGUUAUCUUCAGGAAGGUAUUGGAAAAGGUGAAUAAAGAAUGUGAAUUGGGUCCUUCCGGCAUGAUCUCAACGAAAAGAUUCUUUUACGACGCAUAUUCAAGAUGUGUCAACGGAAGUAUUUUCGAUGGCCUGAAAAUGGAUAUGGUCUCUUUUGCAAUGGAGCUCCUAGAUUCAAGUUUUCCUGAUGAGCAGCUCAUUGGAGUGAGGAUUCUUCGACGGUUUUCGAUGAACCAGAGAUUUUCUGAUGACACGCUUGAAAAGAUAGGGGUGAAUCUUGCUGUUAUAGAAAGAUUAGUGGAGAUGUUGAACUGGAAAGACCCACAAGAAGAAGAGAUCAGGCUAUCAGCAGCUGAAAUACUGUCAAAACUAGCAGGAAAAAAGCAGAAUUCAUUAAGAGUUGCUGGGAUACCUGGCGCCAUGGAGUCGAUAUCAUCUUUACUCCACAACAGUCGAAGCUCCCACGUUUCUGCAGAUGAAAUAAGCGAAAAGAAGAUCAUCCACGACCGUGUGAACUAUGCAUUCUGGACAUUCAAUCACUUGGGACUUGUCAUUCUAAAAAAACUUGCACGAGACCACGAUAACUGUGGUAAGAUUGGAAACACAAGAGGCCUCCUGCCAAAAAUCAUAGAUUUCACUCACGCAGACGAAAGGCUAUUGAAAGACGAACAUGUCGCGCCAUCACAGAUUCAAACAGUCAAAAGAUCACUACAAGUGGUGAAGAUGCUGGCAAGCACGACAGGCACGACAGGAAAAUUUCUCCGGAAUGAGAUAGCUGAGAUAGUUUUUACAAUCAGCAACAUCAGGGAUGUACUGCGGUACGGCGAUAAACAUCCAUCACUUCAGCAACUAGGCAUUGAAAUCUUAACCAGUUUAGCGCUGGACGAGGAUACAACCGAGAGAAUUGGUGGUACUGGUGGCAUUCUAAAGGAACUGUUCAGAAUUUUCUUCAACAAAGAGAUAGCGGAGACUCACAACCAUGCAAGGAUAGCGGCUGGAGAAGCACUGGCAAUGCUUGCAUUGGAUAGCCAAAGCAACUGUAAUCGAAUUCUGAAGCUGGAGGUGCUGGAAAACCUGGUAUCAACUUUGGAGAUUCCGUUGCUUCGCGUGAACGCUGCACGAAUAUUGAGAAAUCUGUGCAUUUACAGUGGCGCAGAAGGUUUCAACAAGCUCAGGGGAGUUGCAGCUGCAGCUUCAACAGUGGUUCGGGCAAUCAAAUCAGAAGAACAGAAACUACAGGAAGUAAUGAUCGGACUAUCAGCACAAAUUUUGAAAUUCACAACAUCCUACGAAGCCGCCAUCACAUUCGAGAGGGCCGGCACGACGCAGGCCGAAUUGGCGGCGACAUUGGUCCAGAUUCUAAAGAGGCAUAAAAAUCCACCAACUAAAACGCCGCAGAUUCGGCGAUUCGUAAUAGAAAUGGCGAUUUGGAUGAUGAGGGAAAAAACAGAGAACAUACAUUUCUUCGAGGAAUUAGGGAUGGCGAAGCAACUGGAGGCCGUCUUGGAAACCACUUCGGAGCUUGAAAGCUUCAACAUCUUCUCCGGCACCGUCGGGCUGAGCCGCCACCGCAUCACGAUGCAUUCGCUCGCUGAAACCGCAUUGGGCCUCUUGGGAAGAUGGUGAUUCGCACCGUUCAUCUGGAAAAUGGCGUUAAUUGGCGCCAUAAAUUCUCUCCAUAAUUCUUUCUU